Messenger RNA from Morone saxatilis (striped sea-bass), 4271 nucleotides. It is a transcript of the gene klhl17, whose product is annotated as kelch-like family member 17. The transcript has 12 exons. The coding region runs from base 240 to 2033 and encodes 597 amino acids. The record is from RefSeq and is a predicted model, not a curated record. Lineage: Eukaryota; Metazoa; Chordata; Actinopteri; Moronidae. Gene Ontology annotation, molecular function: protein binding.
GUGUUUUGAUGCCACACGUGAGGUUUAAAUUAAAUGAACAGCUGUGUUCACGAGACACAAGCAGCUGUGGACGAGGGAGAUUUCUCCUAGUUAGUUUUUAAUUGUUGCCUUAUACAGCCACAAAGCUGGGCAAGCUUACAAACAGGAAGAAACCGUUGCUGUCACAUCGACACCGACGACGGCUGUCGUUGCCCAGAGUGCGGCCGAGGCAAGAGCCCGCGACCGCCACAUCAGGCACCAUGAUGGAAGGGGGCAUGCAGCUGCUCAACCGCGAUGGCCACAGCAUCUCGCACAAUUCAAAGCGGCACUACCACGACUCUUUCGUGUCCAUGAACAGGAUGCGACAGCGCGGCUUGCUGUGUGACAUUGUGCUCCAUGUCUCCAACAAAGAAAUCAAGGCGCACAAAGUGGUGCUGGCAUCCUGCAGCCCCUACUUCCACGCUAUGUUUACCAAUGAGAUGUCGGAGAGUCGGCAGACCCAUGUGACCCUACAUGACAUUGACUCUCAGGCUCUGGAGCAGCUGGUCCAGUAUGCCUACACAGCAGAGAUUGUGGUCGGGGAAGGCAACGUGCAGACGUUGCUCCCAGCAGCCAGCCUGCUGCAGCUCAACGGGGUGCGGGACGCCUGCUGUAAGUUCCUCCUCAGCCAGCUGGACCCCUCCAACUGCCUGGGCAUCCGAGGAUUCGCUGACACGCACUCCUGCAGCGACCUGCUUAAGUCCGCACACAAGUAUGUCCUGCAGCACUUUGUAGAGGUGUCCAAGACAGAAGAGUUCAUGCUGCUGCCACUGAAACAGGUCCUGGAUUUGAUCUCCAGUGACAAUCUCAACGUGCCAUCUGAAGAGGAAGUGUACCGGGCUGUGUUGAGCUGGGUGAAACAUGAUAUCGAUGGACGCAGGCAACACGUACCUUGGCUGAUGAAGUGUGUGCGGCUGCCGCUGCUGAGGCGAGACUUUCUAAUGAGCAAUGUGGACACGGAGCUGCUGGUGCGUCACCACUCGGAGUGCAAGGACCUGCUGAUUGAGGCUCUCAAGUAUCACCUGAUGCCUGAGCAGAGGGGAGUCCUCAGCAACAGCCGGACACGCCCGCGACGCUGUGAGGGCGCCAGCCCUGUGCUCUUCGCCGUUGGUCAGUGUGCCCCUGAAGGUGGAGGCAGCCUGUUUGCCAUCCAUGGAGACUGUGAGGCGUACGACACCAGGACAGAUCGCUGGCACAUGGUGGCAUCCAUGUCCACUCGGCGGGCACGGGUGGGCGUCGCAGCCAUUGGGAACAGACUUUAUGCUGUCGGAGGGUAUGAUGGAACCUCAGACCUCGCCACCGUGGAGUCCUACGACCCCAUCACUAACUCCUGGCAACCUGAGGUUUCCAUGGGAACACGGCGAAGCUGUUUGGGUGUAGCCGUCCUACAUGGCCUGCUGUACGCUGCUGGAGGUUAUGAUGGAGCUUCCUGCCUCAAUAGUGCAGAGCGUUACGACCCUCUGACUAGUACAUGGACCUCAAUAGCUGCCAUGAGCACCCGUAGGAGAUACGUCCGAGUAGCAACUCUGGAUGGCAACUUGUAUGCAGUGGGAGGUUAUGACAGCUCCUCACAUCUCGCAACGGUGGAGAAAUAUGACCCCCAGAGCAACACAUGGACAGCCAUUGCUAACAUGCUGAGUCGGCGCAGCAGUGCCGGGGUGGCCGUGCUGGACGGCAUGCUGUAUGUCGCAGGAGGGAAUGACGGCACCAGCUGCCUGAACUCUGUAGAGCGGUUCAACCCCAAGACUAACACCUGGGAGGGAGUGGCCCCCAUGAACAUACGAAGGAGCACGCAUGACCUUGUGGCUAUGGAUGGCUGGUUAUACGCAGUGGGAGGUAACGACGGCAGCUCCAGUCUCAACUCCAUCGAGAAGUACAACCCACGCAGCAACAAAUGGGUCGCCGCCUCCUGCAUGUUCACGCGACGCAGCAGUGUGGGCGUGGCCGUGCUGGAGCUACUAAACUUCCCACCGCCCUCCUCGCCAACCCUCUCUGUUUCCUCCACCAGCCUUUGACACGGGGUCACCGCUUGGCUGACCUCAGCCUCUGCUGCUACAGCCCAGACUGGCUCUGGGAAGAGACGCAACUGCUCGGUUUGAGACUGGGAGGAGGAAGAGGGCGGGAGUGGACAGGUAAAUGGAUGGAGGGAAGAGAAGAAACAGAGGGAAGGUGUGGAUAAGGCUCCUGGCUUGGUUAAUAUACAGAACCCUUCAGAAUUAGUGGCACUCUUGGUCAUGAUUGGUCAAAAAAAAAAAUCACAAAAUAAGUCAUGAACUUAAAUUAAACAAUCUAGGCACUUUUUGAAAACAUUAAUAUGCAGCACUCUGUUAUCUCAAAAGACAUGUGCCACACAUAACUAAAUUUUUCAUGAAUAUGUAAGGGAUGCCAGAUGAUUACUGAAAGAUUUUUUUAUAUUCAUAGUCAAACCAAUCUGCCUAUUCUCCACUAAGUUUGCCAUUAGUUCUGGACUGCCCUGUAUCUGCCUGGAUGCCUGAUAUUCCACUGUACAGCUCCACCUCCAGCUCCCACUCUCUUCAAGAGUACACAGAUGUAUUAACAAUAACCGAUCUUUCCUCAAGCCCCGCUUUUUUCCCCCCACCACUCCCACAGUGUUUGACACACUCAUCGUGAAACGUGGUGGACACUUAAUUCUGUCAUGUGUAAUGUAAAUGUUUUUGGUUUGAUGUUGUUGUCCUCUGCAAGAUUUUUUCUUUUGAUGUCAGGAUUUUUUGCAAUAAUGUACAAAAAAGAGAAACAGAAUGAUUUUACUUUUGGAAUGUAGCUUUCGACUGGUUAUACCAUGCAUGUUUACAUAUUGGCAUUGACUCCCAACAGGAGGAUAAAAAUGUUGUAGUGCUGCUAUGCCACAGUAGGUGGCAGUAACAGGCAAUGUUGUAAACCCUUCCCACACUGCAAGAGAGCAUGGACACCAACAACACAGAAACGUUAGGCCCUCAGAACUGUAAAUGAGUUUGACUCUUUUUUUAUAUAUAUCUAUAUAUAUAAACAGAGAAUAAUUAUGUUGAACUUAUAUGUAUUAUUUAUAAAAAUGUAUAAAUUCUAAUAUAUUCUGUUUUAAAGAGGCUUAGAGAAGCAAACAGAUCAGACAUUUGCCUAUUUAAGAGUGUUUUUAAUAUAUUUAUUUAGGUGUGUAACGUGCAUAUCGUCAAUGGAAAUGACAAAGAGAAUGUGUAAGUGUGUGAGAGAGGUAGUUGUUCGGUUUGUGUGCAUUCGGAGUUUCUCCUGGUUAAGAGGACUGAUUGUUGCAUUUUGAUAUGCAGCGUUUCAUUUGCAUUUCUUAAUGUUUCUUCACUGCCACAAGCAUAAUCUCACAUGAAACUGCACCUAAUGUCCACUACAUUUGUGCAAAAGGCUUUAGUUGCUUGCAAACCUGUCGACCAGUCUUUAUCCUACUUCUCAGUUAUUUUUAAAAUGGAAAUGGAGGUGGAUAUAAUUCUUGGGACACAUGGCAGUUUAAUCUGACAAUAAAGCAGCAAGUACUAGUUUACCUACAGUAUACCAACACUCGACACUAAUGAGUAAUGCUGUUGACACUUGGUGCUGUCAUAUUCUCUUCCACACUACAUCAAGUGUGGUGUCUUGUUUUAUUACCUCAUUGUUGAAACGGACCCAACUUUAUUGCAAGUUGAACAAGAAACAACUGUAUAAUUAGCCACAAAUAUACUGGCUAUAUAACCUGUGGUGGGUGAUUUGAGAAUGUCACCACUGAACUUGCAUUGUCUAACAUAAAUGGAUCACUUUGAGUCUUUUUGACUCCGUUCAUACCCAAGUUCAGUUCAGUUCAUGUGUAGCGCAGUGAUACCAUUCCAAACUUCUGAGAAGUUGUCUUUCUUUCUUUUCUUUUUUUUUGAAGGAUUUUGUUAAUCCGGUUCUGUUUAUCUUAUAAAACUACCUUAUUUUUCAUUUGUUAGAGCGGACCCAGUAGAAUAGGGGCUAUGAUGGUCUUAUGGAGAUGUUAUUCUGUGAAGACUUCCAGAGAAAGGCACACGAAACCAAAAGACUUUGGCCUCCAUUCUGCUGAUCGAAAUGUAAAUAGAAAGAUUGCUUACCUUAAAUCCAUUUGUGCAAUUUCAACGUGACUGUAGUUUGGUUUUUUUAAGUUUGUUUCAAUGUGGUGAUAAUUGUUUAUUUAUGAUAUGUUUGUUAUUUAUGAAGAACUUUAAAAUAUUGAAUUUUGCACUAUUGCGAAAUGGAGCAAUACACUGAAAAAAAAAUAAAAAAUUAAAUAAAGA